AUGAUUUUCGAUCCCACUAUGAGCAAGAAGAAGAAGAAAAAGAAGAAGCCCUUUAUGUUGGAUGAGGAAGGAGGGGAUACACAAGCAGAAGAGACUCAGCAAUCAGAAACAAAAGAAGUUGAACCAGAGCCAACAGAAGACAAAGAUGUUGAAGCAGACGAAGAAGACAGCAGGAAGAAAGAUGCCACAGAUGACCUGGAUGAUUUAAACUUCUUCAAUCAAAAGAAAAAGAAGAAAAAAACAAAAAAGAUAUUUGAUAUAGAUGAAGCAGAAGAAGGUGUAAAGGACUUGAAAAUUGAAGGAGAUGUGCCAGAGGCAGUAGAACCUGAAGAUGACCUUGAUAUCAUGCUGGGCAAUAAGAAGAAGAAAAAGAAGAAUGUGAAGUUUCCAGAUGAAGAUGAGAUAAUGGAGAAGGAUGAAGCUUUUGAGGAUGAAGAUAGCAAAAAAGAUGAUGGAAUUUCUUUUAGCCUUCAGUCAGGACCUGCAUGGGCAGGCUCAGAAAGGGACUACACAUAUGAUGAGUUGCUCAAUAGAGUAUUUAACAUCAUGCGGGAAAAAAACCCAGAUAUGGUGGCUGGAGAAAAACGAAAAUUUGUCAUGAAGCCUCCACAGGUUGUAAGAGUAGGGACCAAGAAAACAUCUUUUGUCAACUUUACAGAUAUCUGCAAAUUAUUACAUCGUCAGCCAAAACAUCUCCUGGCGUUUUUGUUGGCAGAAUUGGGUACAAGUGGCUCAAUAGAUGGUAACAACCAACUUGUAAUCAAAGGAAGAUUCCAGCAAAAACAGAUAGAAAAUGUCUUGAGAAGAUAUAUCAGUAAGUAUAACUCCCUUUUCCACUAG
Molecule: messenger RNA, 840 nt
Organism: Pelecanus crispus (Dalmatian pelican)
Lineage: Eukaryota; Metazoa; Chordata; Aves; Pelecaniformes; Pelecanidae
Source: RefSeq, a predicted model, not a curated record